Messenger RNA from Nerophis lumbriciformis (worm pipefish), 1120 nucleotides. It is a transcript of the gene thoc6, whose product is annotated as THO complex 6. Gene Ontology annotation, molecular function: protein binding. The record is from RefSeq and is a predicted model, not a curated record. Gene Ontology annotation, cellular component: THO complex; transcription export complex. Lineage: Eukaryota; Metazoa; Chordata; Actinopteri; Syngnathiformes; Syngnathidae. Gene Ontology annotation, biological process: mRNA export from nucleus.
ACUGACAGUCCAACUUGGUAUCACUCACGGUCGACAUCUGGCUGGCUGCGCGGGUCCCGAAGCUGUGACGUCACAUUCCCGCGCCGCCUGUGCUGCUUUCAAGAGUCUGCGCGCACAAUGAGUCCCAUCGAGCUCCUGCACAUGUCCGUCUUCUCCCAAAGUUUUUCGCCGUGCGGACGAUUUCUGGCGGCAGGAAACAACUAUGGGGAGAUUGCCGUCUUCAGUUUGUGUGCAGCGUUGAGUCCGGACGCGUCAGAGGCGGCCCGCAAAGCGCUUUUAACCUUUACAGCUCACAGGGGUCCGGUCUUCUGCCUGGUGUCUGUGGGCGGACAACUGCUGAGCAGCGGCGAUGGCGAGAUCAGCGCCUGGAACUGGGCGGAGCUCAUCAAGAAGAACGUGAAGGCCGUCUGGACCAAGAGACCCCAGCAUGACUUCAGGUCCAGCAUGGAGAUCCCCGAGAUCAACGCCAUGGUCGUCAACCCCCGGGACAACAGUCUGCUGGUGGGCGGCGGCGACAACAACAUUCACGUCCUGGACCUGGAGCACGGCGUCUUCAAGUGCGUCUUCCGCGGCCACUCGGACUACGUGCACUGUCUGAGCGUGCGGGAGCGUGACGGCGAGGUCUUGUCAGGCGGCGAGGACGGCACCGUGAGGAUGUGGGACAGCAGGGCGGGGGAGUGCGUUCACUGCGUGGACGUGCACAAGUACCAGAAAUGUGCCCGGCCUCAGUUUGGAAAGUGGAUCAGCUGUUUGACCACAGACUCUGACUGGAUGCUUUGCGGCGGCGCACCUUUCCUGUCCCUCUGGCACCUGCGCUCGCUGACGCCGACCUCCAUCUUCCCGCUGAGCGGCUGCCAGAGACAAGUCAGCUUCUACCAGGACAUGAUCCUGGCGGCCGGCGAAGGCGCGUUCGUGUCUCACUGCCUGCUGGGCGGGGAAGUCAAGGCUCAGAUUCCGUGUCGGCCUCACAACGUCAACAGCCUGCAGCUCAACAGCGGCGAGCACCAGGUGCUGACGGCGGCGGGAAGCAGCCAGCACGUGGACGUCUUCACCAACGUGUCCUACAGAGCCUUCUCACUCAGCUUCUGAACUUUGCAAGCAAUAAAAUGUUUCCUGCGUG